CCGGGACCUGCGACGCGCGCGCGCUCACCGCGUCGGAACUCGGAAGUGUGGGUGCCGCGAGGCCGAGAUCCCCGCGGGCUCUGGGCAGUACCGCGGGGGCACACACAUCCCCCCGAUGGCCCAGGAGCAGGGGUUGGGGUCCCGCGCGCUUCCCGGCUCUCAGACGCUCCUGGACGCCCUGCUCCGGAACCUCUACGAUUUUGGAGAGGCAGAAGAUGAAGCAGAACAGAAAAGCAUCAGAAAGAGAGUAGAAAACAAGAAGAGAGGUGCCGGGACUCCGGUGGCUGUGGCAACAGAGCCAGCUCCCCUACCAGGUUCUUCUGUAAGAGGCCAAAGGAAGAGUGCCUCCAGCUUCUUCAAGGGACUCCGAGAAGAGCUGCAGUGUGCACCUGCCGUGUCCCCCACCGGUUCCCCUUCAGGACCAGGAGUCCCUAGUGCUGCAGUGUUUCCCUCAACCCUGAAGAACAACAGGGAGCCAGUAGAAGUGAUAGAAUUUCACAGCGGAAAUAAGAAAAGAAAAGAGAAGCUGGGUGAAGAUGAGGACACGCAGACCAAAACUAGUAUCCCUGAGAAAGAUGUGGAUAGACAAGAAUUUAACUUAGAGAAGGCUCGCUUGGAAGUGCACCGGUUCGGGAUCAGGGGUUAUGGAAAAGGGAAAGAACGAAUCCUGGAACGGGAACGUGCCGUCAUGCUGGGUGCUAAGCCUCCCAAAAACAGUUAUGUGAAUUACAAGGUGUUGCAGGAGCAAAUCAAAGAAAAGAAGGCAGCGAAAGAAGAAGAAAAGAGAACGGCCCAGGACACAGAUAUUUUCAAGAAAAAGAAGAGGAGAGGGCAGGAAGACAGGAAAUCCAAAAAGAAGAAAUCAGCUCCCGGUAUUUUGUCCAGUGGACGGAUCGGGCAGGUUGGAAGAUUCAAAAAUGGGACACUGAUUCUGAGCCAGGUUGAUAUCAAGAAAAUAAAUUCCUCCCGAGUGGCUAAGUGAAGUCCUUCGUAAAAUAGAGAGAGGAACAGGAAAGUGCCGCUGCAUUGAAACUGGACCCCUACAUGACUUCCAGAUUGUUCUUACUUAUUUUAUAAUUCAUAGACUGCUUUUCUAUUUUUAGAGAAAAAAACAUCAGAUAGAAAUAAAAAAAUUUGUAGUUUCUGAA
This is a messenger RNA of Zalophus californianus (California sea lion), 1148 nucleotides long. RefSeq names its product chromosome 15 C1orf131 homolog (gene FSAF1). The transcript is spliced from 7 exons. Bases 116 to 982 code for a protein of 288 amino acids. The record is from RefSeq and is a predicted model, not a curated record. Lineage: Eukaryota; Metazoa; Chordata; Mammalia; Carnivora; Otariidae.